AUGAUUUUGCUUUCUAAUAGGAUGAGAGUUAGAAGGUUGCCCUGCACAAUGGUCACAGAAAAUGAUUCCUUAAUAAACAUCAAAGGAAAUCAUGAUUUUCACCCUCCCAAUCAAGCUGAAAUUAGCGCUAAAUUGGAAUUAAAAGAAAGCUUGAAAAGGAAUUUGAACGAAAAUCCUUUUGGAGAAAUUCAACAAUGGCCAGAGACUUACUCAGCAAUGUGCCUAAAAAGAUAA
Messenger RNA from Blepharisma stoltei, 234 nucleotides. NCBI's taxonomy places the organism in Eukaryota, Ciliophora, Heterotrichea, Heterotrichida, Blepharismidae. The record is from the annotation of a GenBank genome assembly.